AGCAAUUUGUAGAGAAGCAGAAGAAUGCAGUCAGAUUAUAAAGUUAUGGAAGAAGAUCUCGAAUAUGAUAAAAUAAGUAGAGUAUUCAAAAGUGAUAUUGAGUUUGAAGAAGAAUUGGAAAAGAAUGAAGUUUUUCUUAGUUACUUUAAUACUUUUCUUUCUUUACCUGUAUUUGGUGUGAAAAUAACAUUUAAUGAAAAAAAAAAACUUUUUGACGUUGAAAUUGCAACAAUACAGAAAAAGUCUUUAAUUUUUCGGCACCAUCAGAUCUUAACAUGGAUUCGAAACUAUCGUGCUCCUCUGUUUUUGAAAGCAGCAAUAUACAAUGAAUACAAACUUUGUUAUUUACUAGCUGCCUCACCAGUGGUUGCAAAACAAGAUUUUAUAUCACAUGAGGACUUUGUUAUUUUCCAAAGAAAUCAUCUGAAUAAAAUUUCAAGUAUUCAAAGGUUCAAGCAAUAUCUAGCUGGGUCUGUUGGAGAAAAUCUCAUUGAGUUUUGGUUAGAUGCUGAAAGAUAUAGAUGGCAGACACUGGAAAAAAAUCGAAUUUUUUAUAUUAAAGAAGUUGAAGAAAAGUUUAUCAACCAAUAUUCUUUAUCAAAGUUAAUACCUGAUUUAAAAGAUGCAAUGAAAAAGCAACUAAAUCAAAUAUUUGAUUUAAGUAACAAAGUAAACUUGCCUAUAAAGUCUACACUGUUUGUUCCAUUGCAGAAACAUGUGUUGGAGUGCAUUCAAAAAUACUGGAUACCCAAGUAUAUUCUACAUUGUUUUCUAACAAGAAAAGCUGUUCUGUCAAGAUGGAGAAAAGGAAAGAUCAGGAAAAAUUCAAAUAUUUUAAGUGUUAUCAACAAGUUAAAAGAAAUAAAAAAAAGGGAAGAUAAUCAUAAUACAAGAGUCCUACAAGAGGCUCCAAAGUUAGUUUUAAGUGACAAGCUGUCUCACCAUAAAUCUUUGCAUGAUACAGAAUCUUCAAGGCGAUUAAACAUAACAGCUGAAGAAAAUUUAAAACUAAUGAAUUUUAAAAAUAAUAGAAAUGAAUCCAACAAGAUUUUUGAAGAACAUAUAAGACUUCCUACAAUAACAUUGAAGCAAAGUAGUUUGAUAAAGAGCUGUAACAUUUUAAAGGAUGAAAGAACUCCUCUUAUUAAAAGGCUGGAAACCACAAGUAUGACUGUGCUGGCAAAGUUGGUUUGUACUCCUCCAAUCAACAAUAUUGCAUUACCCACAUUUUCAGGAUCAUUUGUUUAUAAAAAUAAACAAAUGGAAAUGCAAAAUAAGAAAGAACCUCUUGAUAGUCUUAUUGCUGCUUUAAAUACAGACUUCCUUGCUGGUCAGCCACUCUUAGAGUAUAUAGUUUCUAUUGGUGACAAACAAGCUGAGGCAAAUUAUAAGUUUUGGAUUGAAGUAAAUAAAACCUUUCAUAAUACUUUUUAUAAUGAAACAAUUUUUCGACAAAAGCAAUACCAAACAAUAAUCAAUUUGUUUUUGGCAAGCAAUGCUAGCUAUAACAUUUCUCUUUCAUCUUUGAAAAAGCAAGAAUUAUGCAGAUACCUAACUGAAGAUGGAGGAUUAGCAAUGUUAAUUGAAGCCAAUGAUCAAAUAGCACUUAAACUUUUGCCAAUAUGGGAAGCUUUUUGCAAAAGUGACAAAGAUUCGUUUUUUAAUGAUGUGAGCAUGCUAGACCAACUAGAAAAAAUUCAAGAUAUAGAAGAUAGUAGGUGCAGUAGUAACUUGAGAUCUACUCUUAACAGAAAUAAAUUUAAUAGUCGAAGAAUGUGGAAGGCUCUGGAACUUGCUUUAACUAUAUCUAAACCAAUAAAACAUCAGCUCUUUACCAUAUCUUCUUUAUCAAGUUCUGAUGAAGAUUCUGGAGAUGAUGAAUUAAGUAUGGAGCAAAAAUCUUUAAGGAGAAAUGAAUUGUUUUUAAUUAAUAAUGACUCUGCGUUAACUCAUAAAUAUAUGGAAUGGAAAAUUAGUUCUUCGAAGUUUGACAUCAAUGCAAUUAGUCAUGAUACAAAUAUUCAAGAACAGCAAUCUCAAGAAAUUUUGCUUGUCAAGCCUCAUAAACCAAGAAGUUUCCAUGAAAUUUUAAUGGAUUCAUUACAACUUGACUUUUUUAAACAAUACUUGACAAAAGAGAAAGAAGAAACUCCAUUAUUAUUUUGGAUUGCAGUGGAAUCUAUGAGAACAAAAAGUAAGGAUGCAAUGGUAAGGCAAGGAAAAACUCAGGCAAUUGUGAAAAGAUUUUUUGGAUCUGCUAAUCAAGGAAAAGAUUUAAAAUGUAAUGCAGAAGUUAUUAGUCAAAUACCAUUAGCUGAUAAGGUUACUCCAGCCAUGCUUAUUUCAGCUCAAGCAUGUGUAGCUAAAAGUUUAGAAGAAUCUUGGUAUAGUAGUUAUCUUGCAACUUUCAGUAAAGAUGACGAGACAGACAUAAAUAUACCUGUUUACAAUAAACACGGUAUAAGUGGAAAAUUCCAAAGUCUACGUGAAAAAACACUUGUUUAUUGGAGAAUGUUUGUUCGAAAUAUAACUGUUUUUACAAAAGGUAUUUCAAAUAAAGAUACAUUUCGAAUGUUUCGAGACUUUCUAAAGCUGCAAUACCUGAUGAGUGGAUCUUCUGUUGGUGACACAAACAAUUUUGCAUUAGACAAGAUUUCCUCCUCGGUUAUUGUCAUUAACCAUAAACAUGUCUUCAUAGAAAAACUUGUUGCAGACCUCUACUUUUAUUGUGAAGUUCAAAAAUACAGAGAUUUUAGUGAUGCAGUAGUUGAAUGUGCAAAGUUAGGGAACUAUUCAAAUGACGAUGAGUUGGUUGUUGUCAAGAAAGCUUAUGCAAUUAUAGACUGUUUUAUUAACUCUCUGGUUGCUCCAACCUUGCAAAUAAAUAUUUCGCGUGAGCAAGCAGAAACAAUAAUGACUUUGGCUGCAAACGGUAUCAUAGAAAGAGGUCUUUUUCAUGAUGCUACUCUAUCAAUAUUUACUUCUCUUUUUUAUUUUUGGAAAAAGUUUUGUACUUUUCGUUUUGUGCUUCCGAACUUGAUUCUGCCAAAAGAGAAGUCACAAAGAAAUGAUAGAUCUGCAAAAAUUGCUCUCAAGCAAGAAGCGCUAAAGUUGAAUAAGUUCAAAAAAGUUUCUCUUCCAGAAGAUUUUCGUUUUGAAUGAGAACAGGACUUUCAGAUCCUAAAAGUUUUUGUCAAAUAAUCAAAUCAUUUUUGUAUAUUUAAUAAUUGUAUAGUCAAAUAAUCAAAUCAUUUUUGUAUAUUUUUAAAAAUCUGCGAUCACUUCUACAAAAAUCUUAAUCAGAAAAUAAAAAUAAAUAAAAAAACAACAA
Molecule: messenger RNA, 3331 nt
Organism: Hydra vulgaris (swiftwater hydra)
Lineage: Eukaryota; Metazoa; Cnidaria; Hydrozoa; Anthoathecata; Hydridae
Product: regulator of G-protein signaling protein-like
Source: RefSeq, a predicted model, not a curated record